AUGGCUCGCAUGCUCUUCUUGGUGCUUCCUUGCCUCGUGGCAGCAGAGCCUCAGUCCCUCCGUGGCGCCGACGUGCCGCGCAAGCUCUUCGAUGAUGUGGCUUGCACUGGCAGCGGGGGCUUGUCUCAGGACGCCCCUUCUUGCUACGGAGGCCAGGUGCUCGUCGAGAGCUUCUCGCUUCACGUCCUGAGCUAUGACGGCUCCACAGGCAUUGUGGACAUGAAGGCCGAGGGUCCCCAGACGGCCGAGUGCGAGGGAGCAGAGUUCCAGAACGAUGACAAUGCCAUUACCAUCGAGAACGAUCAUGGAUGUGGAUUGGCCAACUACGAGUACUCCGUCAGGUAUUGCCCAGACCAGGAUCACGCAUCUUUGCUGCAAGGGGCCGGGGGUGAAAGGACACUAAGACACUAA
Messenger RNA from Symbiodinium sp. CCMP2592, 411 nucleotides. Lineage: Eukaryota; Dinophyceae; Suessiales; Symbiodiniaceae. The record is from the annotation of a GenBank genome assembly.